ACCGAGCAGAGAUCAUCAGACAGCCGGAGGAGACGGUCGGCCUCAGCAGCGUAGACCAUCGAGCAUAAUGGACUGACUUACAUCAGUGUUUGAGGCGAUGUUCAGAUUUGUUUGCCAUGGAAACAGAUAUGAUCCCGAAAUUCUCCUCCAAAGACGAGGAAAUUGACUUCUGGAAGACUCUGUCCCUCAAGUACAAGACAGGCUGCCAGGAGGCUCAGGAGGAGCUGCUGGAGUUUCAGGAGGGGAGCAGGGAGCUGGAGGCCGAGCUGGAGGCCCAGCUGGGUCAGGCCGAGCAUCGUAUAAAGGACCUGCACUCUGAGAACCACAGACUGAAGAAUGAGGUCGAAACACUUAAGGAGAGGCUGGAGCAGCAGUACUCUCAGAGCUACAAGCAGAUCUCCAUGCUAGAGGACGACCUCGGCCAAACGCGCAGCAUCAAGGAGCAGCUCCACAAAUACGUCAGAGAGCUGGAACAGUCCAACGAUGACUUGGAGAGAGCCAAAAGAGCUACGAUUGUGUCUCUGGAGAACUUCGAGCAGCGUCUGAACCAGGCCAUUGAGAGGAACGCCUUCCUGGAGAGCGAGCUGGAUGAGAAGGAGUCUCUUCUGGUCUCUGUGCAAAGAUUAAAGGAUGAAGCCAGAGACUUGCGGCAGGAGCUGGCUGUGCGAGAGAGACAGUCGGACGUAACCAGGAUGUCUGCUCCGAGUUCGCCCACACAAGACAGUGUAAAGAUGGACACUGCUGUGCAGGCCUCUCUCUCCCUCCCUGCCACCCCGCUGGGCAAAGGUCUGGACAACGCCUUUGCCAACCCGGCAGUGCUAUCAAAUGGUUAUGGCAGCAACUCUCCACUGACUCCCUCUGCCAGAAUAUCAGCCCUCAACAUCGUCAGUGAUUUACUGCGGAAAGUCGGGGCUCUGGAGUCAAAACUUGCCGCUUGUAGGAACUUUGCCAAGGACCAGAAAGCCAGGAAGGCAUACGCUCUCGACAACAGCAAUGCGCUCAACGCAAACACAGCCAAGUACUCGCAGUCGCUCCACACAUCAUAUUUCGACAAAGCCAGAAGGAACGUGAAUGGACUGGAACCCGGUACCCUGACAGCCAUCACCGUCCCUCCCACUGCCACCUCCCCAGGCUUAGUGCCCCUCGCUGUGUGACGGUAACCCCCCCCCCCUCAAACCCAACACACCUCGCCUGCGACAGAAAGAUCACAUUCAAGAAGAGAUGAGUCCAGACAAAGAGGGAACACAAAUGGCUAAUACUGUAAAACUCUGUUGUAGUUUUACCCUGGGUGCUCUC
Messenger RNA from Seriola aureovittata, 1296 nucleotides. RefSeq names its product nudE neurodevelopment protein 1-like 1a (gene ndel1a). Gene Ontology annotation, cellular component: kinetochore; kinesin complex; centrosome. Gene Ontology annotation, molecular function: microtubule binding. Lineage: Eukaryota; Metazoa; Chordata; Actinopteri; Carangiformes; Carangidae. Gene Ontology annotation, biological process: cell migration; chromosome segregation; microtubule nucleation. The transcript is spliced from 9 exons. The coding region runs from base 117 to 1154 and encodes 345 amino acids. The record is from RefSeq and is a predicted model, not a curated record.